AUGGAGAGCAGACCCUCGAAUUCAGCAAUCAAAAAUUCCCCCAUCCUUCUUAGCACUUCUGCGUCGACCCAUCUGAGUGUGUCUAGCUCCAGCUCUCAACGCCGCCUUCGUGCAUUGUCCAAAGCAGAUUCUGAUGAACUGCCUCAGCACGACAAACUCAAAUCCGCAGUUAUUCGGCGCAGCCCUCCUUCAAGUCCGAGGUCACCGGAACUGCCUCUGUACAACCCGGAAAAGCCGACUACGCCAAAAUCAUUCUCACUUUCCUAUUGGCUUUGUCUCGCAUACUGCUCACUCGCGGCAAUCUUCUUUACUUUGUGUCUCCUUAGUAUACUACUAGACUUCCUUCGUGCCCAGGCACCGUAUCGAGAAACUAGGUCAAUUUCACCCAUAAAUGAUUUCUCCUUUUCGUAUCGGAUGGCAAGACUUUUGCAGGCAGAGCCUCGUUCCACUUCGUUUUCCCCGUUCAUCUCUGGCGCCCACUCUUUGUCCCAUGAUUCGGCCAUAACUGCGUGUAUCUGGAUAGAGGCGGAAGACAUCAGACGAUUGGAAACUUGGUCACUAAAUUGGGACGGUCCUUUAUCUGUCGUUGUCGUUGCAAGUAAUGCUUCUCGUCAAACUCAGAAAUUAGCCAAGGAAAUCGAAGAAAGUCCGGUUCUCAAAAGCAAAGCAGACUUCCACCUGAUUCACAGAAGUCAUAAUGAAACUCGGACUGCUAAUUCAUACCUCAAUCUGGCUAGGUUAUUUGCUAGAACACGCUUUGUACUGCUGUUUCCUGCUUCUACCGUAUCGACUGUCCCAGACAAAUUCUCUGAAAGGUUGUCCAAGCAGAUCGUCUCGUGGAACAUGUCUCAGUCGGAACCGCCCCUUAUUCUUUCAUCUUCAAAAGUCAAGCCGGAUGCAAGCAACCCUUUUAGCCCCCUUUCGCCUGUAUUGCUGGAGAAGUCGCACCCAAUCUGGUGCAGCGAGAGGUUCUUUACUGCACCUUCUCGCGAAGAGGAUUGGGAGGAAUGUCUUUGGCAAUUUUGGCUGAAUUCGUACGGGAAUCUCUCGACAAUGGCAAUUCCGAACUGGAAACUUCCCUCAAAUAAAACUGAUCGCAAAACUGUUCAUAAACCUGGAUCACCCCUGCCUCCUGAGGUAGUCAAUCUGCAUUGCUACUCUGACUUCACUGCUCAUUUGUCAUGCAGGGACUUAUACAUCGUCGACUUAGCCACCGUUUCAGACACGAGUCCUGCGUACUUGCUGCCAAGCGGCUACGAGAUAGAUCUACAAUUCCAGGUAAGGUAG
This is a messenger RNA of Fomitiporia mediterranea MF3/22, 1287 nucleotides long. RefSeq lists its product as uncharacterized. NCBI's taxonomy places the organism in Eukaryota, Fungi, Basidiomycota, Agaricomycetes, Hymenochaetales, Hymenochaetaceae. The coding region runs from base 1 to 1287 and encodes 428 amino acids. The transcript has 2 exons. The record is from RefSeq and is a predicted model, not a curated record.